AUGGCCCUCCAGGGGUUUGGCAAGGCGCCCAGAUUUUCCUUUUCUGUGGUGUAUGUGGAUGAUAACACAGCGAAAGUCAACACUGGAUUUUACGCAGGUACCAUUUUGUCGUCGUCUGUACUGGGACCAGCAGUUGCGUUUCUAUUGGGCGGAGUCUUCAGUCGGAUGUACGUCACACUGGAAGCGACACAACUGACGCCACGUCAUCCAAACUGGAUCGGUGCCUGGUGGUUGGGCUACAUCGUGUUUGGGGUAGCCUCCCUGGUGGUGGCGGUUCCUCUCUUCUGUUUCCCGCGGAAACUGCCAAGAAAGAAUGUCAAGGACACACAUAAUCUUCAAAUUCCAGCCCCGCUGUUGCAUUUAUUACAAGUCAUGGUUCCUGUUUUCCUAGAAUUCCUGGCGUCCUUGUAUCGACUGUUGGUGAAUCCACUUUACGUGUUCCUGCUGAUCUCCGCUGUUUCCAUCAUCUUUACGGCUGCCGGAAACAUGUCAUUCUUCUCCAAAUACCUGGAGCGGAUGUUUCAUCUGCCGGUCCACGUGGCCAACUAUACCACAUCCGGCGUGGUGUUAUGUACAUCGUGUUUCGGAACUUUUAUCGGCGGUUUCUUGAGCAGUCGUAUGAAGAUGACAGCAAAGACGUGUCUCAAGUUCCUGCUGGUGAUGACAGCAUUAUGUUUCGCUUUCCAGAUCAUGGUUUUUAUCUUUCAUUGUGAGCAGCCAACAGUUCACAACAGGCCAGGCGAGGAGAACGUCUGCAACAGGGGAUGUAACUGCAGGGACAACAGUUACUUCCCCAUCUGUGGAGACGAUGGCAGGACCUACUACUCUCCUUGUCACGCCGGAUGUCUCCAGGCGGAGCAUGGGAUCUACCAGAACUGCUCAUGUGUGGCCGGGGGAAGAGCUUCAGGUGGUACUUGCUACUAUAGCUGUUCGCAUCUCUAUGGUUACGUCGUUGCUGCAGGAAUGAGAAAUCUUUUCAUGUUUUUGGGCGUCAUGCCGAAGUUUGUCGUCUUCAUCAGGUGUGUUCCGGAAAGGGAUCGAUCAAUGGCUCUAGCGGUGUUACCGCUCAUAGCGGCAAUUUUUGGCUGGAUGUUAGCGCCAAUCGUCUUCGGCAACGCCAUCGACCAGGCCUGUCUUAUUUGGGACAUCAACUGUCUCACCAGGGGGCGUUGUCUUCUGUAUGACAACAACCAGUUUCGGGUUACAUUCAACGGCUACGGGGCUCUAGGAGCGGCUGGUUCCCUGGUGUUUGUAGUGAUUGCCUACCUGUACGCAAGGUGGUCCAGGUGUUUGGAGGAAGGUGUUCAAACCGUGAUCGCUCACGAGGUAGAGGAAAUCAAGUUCGUUGUUAAAGAUAGUACUGUGAACAUUUAA
Messenger RNA from Candidula unifasciata, 1374 nucleotides. Lineage: Eukaryota; Metazoa; Mollusca; Gastropoda; Stylommatophora; Geomitridae. The record is from the annotation of a GenBank genome assembly.